GCACACAUACUUGCACUCGAACUCUUAAGACUAAUUUCCAUGCGCACAACCUGCUGGCUGCUGGCGGCCCUGGUCGCAGCCACAAUUCGGCGCCGACAACUUACAACACACAGACACCAGAUAGAAGCCGCGGAGCGGGCGAGGGCCAGUCGGUGAGAGAUGCUGUGAGCGCGGCCAAAAGCUGAAGCCAAAAUUUGUUGUCAUAGCCGAUUGCGUCGGCCCAAAGCGCUCGGCAACUUUUCAGGCGGCCCACAUAGACGCGCGAGACUUGCACGAAAAAGUAAAAUACAGACUCUGAAAACAGUUUACCAGGUGAGAGCGCAGGUUGAACACGUCUCGCGCUAGCCACUUUUUUGUGGUUCCGUGUGGAUUUUGGGCUGAAUGCAACGCCAGAUCUCUGAGGAUUAGAAACAAUGAAACAUACGGACCGUGGCACACAGCCAAAUGCAGCUUCUACCGAAGGUAAAGCCACAGACAACGAAGCAGCGGCCGUUCGACUCUUGAGGAUACCACGUGCUGCCCCCAGCAUUGAGAACUACGGGUUUCAUUUGACACGCAGCAAGUGGGAUCCCUAUCCAUGGGUCUGCGAGGUGGCCACGGGCACACCUGCAGCACUGUGCGGCCUCAAGACGGGCGACUGUGUUCUAGAGGUCAAUGGAGUAGAUGUCCUUGGCCUGCGAGUCGCAGAUGUGGCCAAAAUAGUUAAGAGCCAAAAGGACUGCGUCACAAUCCUGUGCUGGAACAGUGGUUGCGAAAAGGACUGUGAUAAGAAUAGCAUAUGCUGUGCACCCAUGCCGACCAGCCUAAGACGGCUUUCCGUUGCCCUGGAGAGUAUACUGCGCCUCAUCGAGUGCCCCAUCUGCAAUCUGACCAUAACUCCGCCGGCCAUGCAAUGUCAGAACGGACAUGUGCUCUGCGUCGAUUGCCGUAUUCGGGCCGAGCGCUGUCCCGUCUGCCGGGACUUUUACACGCCGCGACGGGCCCUGUUGGCCGAACAGAUUUACUUCACCAUAGCAAAUGCCUUUGAGAUGUGUCGCUCGGAAGAUAAAUUGCGAGAAAAGCUCUUCGCAGGCAUCACCAAAGUCCCAGUCGCAGCCGUGCCGCAGCCGGCGAAAACAGAUGCUGACCAAAGCAUUUGGCGAAAACGAAGGCCGCUGCUGCCAACGAAUAAAUUUCUAACCAAGCUGCUGGCGGGUCGCAGCGACCCGCUGGAGAAUCUCUUCGAGUCCAAUGCUGCCACACUGCUGCGCACUAAUUCCACGGACAACUUCAAUGCCUCCAAUGGAACGAUACAAUCAGCAGAGCCAGCGGAGCCGACAGGGACACCAAGGACGACAACAAUGCAUCCGUCACAUGAUGAAAUUUUGGGGCAUCUUUCACUCUCAACAAAUGAUUUACGGCAUGCAACAGUUAAGCUGAAAGGGCAGCCCAAUGGAGAGAGUAAUGUUCAAGUUGAAGGCGAAGGGGAGGAGGAGGAGGAGUCCGGCAGUAGCCACAGCUCCAGCUCCGUCUCCUUCUGCUACUUGCCAACUCGUCCGCAGCCGUCCGACAGUCUCCUUUUCAUUGGAAAAAGUCGACCCAUCGCCCCUGCGCAACAGCCCCUACACGAGUGUAUGCCACCCAAUGUCAAUGAAUCUUCGAGCACGCUCCAACUACCAGCAGCAGAGACCCCACCACCUUCUGUCACUCUGAGUAAAUGCGGGACGGAGAAUUCGCCGGAGGAGGUUGUUCAAACAAAGCCAACCUCUGCCUCUCUGCUUUACUGCUGUCCGUGCGAGUGCACCUUGCGAUUUGAUGAUGAACUGACGCUAAACCAGGACAAGGAUCAGCAGAAGCAGCAGCAGCAGAAGCAUCAGCAUCAACGAGGGAACUGCUGCUGCUACAAAUCCGCUUUUCGUCUGCUUUGAGCAUUCAGUGCCGCCAGGCAACUUAAUCAACGGCCAUGCACUUAUCAGAGGGAGGGGACGUUUUCUUUAGGCAGUCCAGACCGUUCCAGUCGUAUUUUUUUUUUGUUUUUGUGUACUAAUUAAAUUAAACGCCAGUUGCUUUGCCAAAGUUGCUUAUCGCCCGA
Molecule: messenger RNA, 2071 nt
Organism: Drosophila pseudoobscura
Lineage: Eukaryota; Metazoa; Arthropoda; Insecta; Diptera; Drosophilidae
Exons: 4
Coding region: 414-1907 (497 amino acids)
Biological process (GO): proteasome-mediated ubiquitin-dependent protein catabolic process; multicellular organism development
Cellular component (GO): cytoplasm
Molecular function (GO): ubiquitin protein ligase activity; ubiquitin conjugating enzyme binding
Source: RefSeq, a predicted model, not a curated record